This is a messenger RNA of Lepus europaeus (European hare), 528 nucleotides long. Its product is annotated as carbonyl reductase [NADPH] 3-like. Gene Ontology annotation, molecular function: carbonyl reductase (NADPH) activity. The record is from RefSeq and is a predicted model, not a curated record. The transcript has 2 exons. Bases 1 to 528 code for a protein of 175 amino acids. NCBI's taxonomy places the organism in Eukaryota, Metazoa, Chordata, Mammalia, Lagomorpha, Leporidae.
AUGGCCAUUACAGGAAACCAAGCCCGACCUGAGAGCAGGGCUGGCACCUGCCUCGGCACACCUCACACUUCUCCGGGCGGCUCAGAGCGCACGGCCUGCCAGUGCGCACGCAGCACGCUCCAAACACGCAUAGACUGCAGCACCCGGACUCUCCACGCAGGUGUCCUGAGCUCCCAAAAAGCCCUAUCAUCCUGCGUCCACGUGGCACUGGUGACCGGCGCCAACAAGGGCGUCGGCUUCGCCAUCACGCGCGACCUGUGCCGGCUCUUCUCGGGGGACAUGGUGCUCACGGCGCGGGACGAGGCGCGGGGCUGGACGGCCGUGCAGCAGCUGCAGGCCGAGGGCCUGAGCCCGCGCUUCCACCAGCUGGACAUCACGGACCUGCAGAGCAUCCGCGCCCUGCGCGACUUCCUGCGCCGGGAGUACGGGGGCCUGGACGUGCUGGUCAACAACGCGGCCAUCUACAUGGAUUGUAAGGAGGCUGGGCGGGGGACCUCCCCAGAGCCCCUGGAGUGGUGGGAAUUCUAG